GGUGUGACUUACUCUGCAGCAGUGUGAGAGUUUUGAGAAGCGAAGCUCUCACGCCGAGACCGAUUUUCAGCUGAUGGGCCAGCGUCAGCUACUGCAGCGGGCACGGACUGAUCCAUCGCGGAGUAACUAUAGGAGCAAGUGAAAGAUCUUCUUAAAUUCGAUUUUGUAUCUUAACAACGGCCUUUUGCUUUUUGUUCCUGCAAAGAAUCGUCCCGGACCAAACCAGGUUGCGACAACUGCCAGCAGUCGACGCGAUACGCUUGACUUAAUGGACUGUUUGCACCGUUUGAUCCAUGCAUCCCCUUUGGGUUUAGCGCCCGAGGGGAGAUCGUGACGCAACGCGUUAAUUGAUUUCUCGACGCGUCGUGGUCGUGGUCGUGGCUCGCUGGCAUCCCACGCUCGGGAGCCAGUAACAACCUGAAAGGCAUUCGCUGACAACACAGUCGACUCUUCAAGCCAUUUGGCAUCACUCGUGCAAGCGGUUUCUAUUCAAAAGCCACAUUGUAAAAUUUAAAUUUUACGGAGACCGUGUUAGUCUUCACCUUCUAAUUUUUCCCUUUCAUCCCUGCGCUGUCCCUGCAAUCAAGUGGAGGAAAAGCUGUAAUGAGUUCACCGUUGCCCCCGAGCAUUUCGGCCGCCAAUCGCGGCACAAAUCCUCUUAAUAGAAGGAAACGAUCUCGUGAGAGAGACGACGAUGUAUCUUCAGCACCCCCGCCCUCCAGCCCCCCUCCAUCUUCGCCCCCGUUACUACCCAUGGAUGAUGAAGAUGAUGAUGAAAUUGCCCAAGAGGCAGGAUUUAGAGAUAUUGAUGAUGUCGAUGAGUUGGCAGAAGAUGAAGAUGGGAUCGACCUUUUUGGCGACUCAUUUGAACGUGACUAUCAAUUCCGUGGGGAUGACAACUACGAAGCUGCCGGCAUUGACGAUGAGGGUGAUCACGAAGAACUGGAUGCGGCCACGAGGAGAAGGCUCGAGGCUAGAUUGAACAGGCGCGAUCAAGAACUUGCCCGGAGAAGGACAAUGCCAGCAGCGUUUUUGCAAGAGGAUGAUUUUGAUGCGAUUGACCUGUCCCAACUUCGAAGGGCCAGACACAACUACGACGAAGCUCGAUCAGAUAUAGAUAUGGAUAAUCCGGAUGAGGAGCUCACACUUGAGGAUAUGGCGGAUAUCAAAGCAGACAACGUUACCGACUGGGUCGCGUCUCCGGCUGUCCACCGCGCAAUCUAUCGAGAAUUCAAGUCCUUCUUAACGGAAUUUACAGAUAAGGAUGGCCUCUCUGUUUAUGGCACUGCCGUAAAAAACCUGGGGGAAGAUAACUCCGAGUCACUAGAAAUUUCAUAUCCACAUCUAAGCGAGGCGAAAUCGAUCAUUGGCUUCUUUGUUGCGAAUGCCCCCGCUGAGGUUCUCAGAAUUUUUGAUGCAGUCGCCAUGGAGGCUGUUCUGCUGCACUACCCCGAUUAUCAGCGUAUUCAUAGUGAGAUUCAUGUCCGGAUUACGGAUCUCCCAGUGAGAUACAGUCUCCGUCAGCUGCGACAGAGCCAUCUCAACUGCCUUGUUUGCGUCACCGGAGUUGUUACUAGAAGAACUGGAGUCUUUCCUCAGUUGAAGUACAUUAUGUUCAACUGUACUAAGUGCGGCGUGACUCUUGGACCAUUUGAGCAGCAGGAUUCUUCUUCUGAACUGAAGAUUACCUAUUGCCAGAAUUGCCAAAGCCGUGGCCCGUUUAAUCUCAACUCCGUGAAGACUGAAUAUAGGAACUACCAGAAGCUAACCCUUCAGGAAUCACCUGGAUCCGUCCCUGGAGGACGCCUUCCGCGCCAUCGAGACGUGAUUUUGCUUGCGGAUCUCAUUGAUGCAGCGAAGCCUGGUGACGAGGUCGAGAUCACAGGAAUUUACAAGAACCAGUAUGACCUGCCGAUGACGAACAAAACUGGACUGCCGGUCUUUAGUACGAUUAUCGAAGCCAACCACAUCAAGAAGUCCCAUGACCAACUUGCGUCUUUCCAUAUUACAGAAGAAGAUGAGGAUCAGAUUCGAAAAUUAUCUCGGGACCCGAAGAUCAUCGAGAGAAUCGUGAAUUCGAUGGCACCGAGUAUUUAUGGACAUGAAGACAUCAAGACUGCAAUCGCAUUGUCAUUAUUUGGUGGAGUUAGUAAAGAAGCUCAAGGAAAGAUGAAUAUUCGUGGGGAUAUAAAUGUCCUCCUUCUUGGUGAUCCUGGUACUGCAAAGUCCCAAAUGUUAAAGUACGUCGAGAAGACAGCACACCGGGCUGUAUUUGCAACUGGUCAAGGCGCCAGUGCCGUCGGUCUUACGGCAAACGUACGACGAGACCCCAUGACCAGUGAAUGGACCCUGGAAGGCGGCGCGUUGGUCCUCGCUGAUCGCGGAACCUGUCUCAUUGACGAGUUUGACAAAAUGAAUGAUCAGGACAGAACUUCUAUUCACGAAGCUAUGGAGCAACAGACGAUCUCGAUUUCUAAAGGCGGUAUCGUGACAACUCUUCAAGCCCGUUGUUCCAUCGUCGCAGCAGCCAAUCCAAUCGGGGGUAGAUACAAGGGCACCAUCCCUUUUUCUCAGAACGUCGAGCUCACAGAACCCAUCCUUUCUCGUUUCGAUAUUCUUUGUGUCGUUCGUGAUACCGUCUAUCACACCGAGGACGAGCGACUCGCAAAAUUCGUUAUGAACUCGCAUUAUAAAUCCAACCCUUUGCGGGACUCCCAGGGAGACGUUAUCCGUGAUGAAGAUGGUGUAAUUGGUAUGGAUGAGGAAGAUGACGACCGAACGAAGCCUCAGCCGAUCCCACAAGACUUGUUGAGAAAGUACAUUGUUUACGCCAGACGGGAAUGUCGGCCCAAGCUGUACCAAAUCGAUCAGGGAAAAGUUGCGGAUGUUUUUGCAGAUAUGCGAAAGGAGAGUUUGGCCACUGGAGCUUAUCCAAUAACGGUCCGACAUCUUGAAUCCAUCAUGCGUAUUGCAGAGGCGUUUGCCAAAAUGCGGCUCGCGGAAUACUGUACAUCGGCGGACAUUGAUCGCGCUAUUGCUGUAGCCAUCGAGUCUUUCGUCAGCAGCCAAAAAAUUAGCUGUAAGAAAGCACUUUCGAGAGCAUUUGCAAAAUAUAUGCUCUCUAAACCCAAAACUCACAGUCAAAGGAGGGCUACUGAUCAUAGAGGAACAUCAAGAGAGGGUACUGUUGGGGCAUAAGUCAGGCAUGAUAUUCCUUUGUUUCACUUUUGGAGUUGAGUGCAGCUUUA
This is a messenger RNA of Coccidioides immitis RS, 3248 nucleotides long. Its product is annotated as DNA replication licensing factor MCM2. The coding region runs from base 604 to 3198 and encodes 864 amino acids. Gene Ontology annotation, molecular function: single-stranded DNA binding; ATP binding; single-stranded DNA helicase activity. Gene Ontology annotation, biological process: double-strand break repair via break-induced replication; mitotic DNA replication initiation; DNA replication. The transcript is spliced from 5 exons. The record is from RefSeq and is a predicted model, not a curated record. Gene Ontology annotation, cellular component: nucleus; MCM complex. Lineage: Eukaryota; Fungi; Ascomycota; Eurotiomycetes; Onygenales; Onygenaceae.